Amborella trichopoda is the source of this 2456-nucleotide messenger RNA. It is a transcript of the gene GSH1, whose product is annotated as glutamate-cysteine ligase. Lineage: Eukaryota; Viridiplantae; Streptophyta; Magnoliopsida; Amborellales; Amborellaceae. The record is from RefSeq and is a predicted model, not a curated record. Gene Ontology annotation, biological process: glutathione biosynthetic process. Gene Ontology annotation, molecular function: glutamate-cysteine ligase activity.
UGUUUUUGUUUGUCUCUCUCGAAUUUCUGGGACUGGUUUUGCUCGGCCCAUUUUUGUGGUGUCUCUCGUUAUUAUCGAACUUCAGUCGGUUUUUAGUCUCUCCCUAUAACUUUGAGAUGAUUUCGGAUCUCUCGACAUUGUGGUGUGAGCUCUGGUUGGCCUCUUUCUAGAAAUUUAGCAGGGUUUUGUUGUUAGAGUCGGUUUUGAUGCAGAGAGUAACCAAAUUUAAUAGUACCUAAAAAAAAAGAAGAAGAAAAUUUAAUAGGGUUUUGUUGUUAAAGGGAUUAUAGGGAUACCCAACUUUAACAGGGUCAAGUUUAACAUUCAUAGGUAUCCAACUUUAACAGGGUCAAGUUUAACAUUCAUAGGUAUCCAACUUUAACAGGGUCAAGUUUAGCAUUCAUAGGUUUUGUUGUCUAAGUUUCUUAACAGGGUCAAGUUGGUUGAUUAUGCUCGAAGAAUCAUUCACAGGUGCCAUCAAUCAUGGUUCAGCCUCUUAAAUCAAUUGAAUCUCUUCUUGAAUUUUCAUGGUGGUUUUGAGCAAGAAUUUUAAGGACCAUACUCACGCUGCAUUGAGAUUCUCUUAUAAUGCAUUAAUAAGAGGGGUGCAUGAUGGCAGUGAUAUCCCGGGCAUCUCUGUCUUAUAACAUUCAUUCAGAGCUGUUCAGUUACAGAUCUCAGAAGAAUGCAACUGUGAAUUUGGGUUGCAGUUCUGAAACUGGCAGCUCCAAUCUAGGCCAGAGCACAUGUUUUGUGAAGAAUGUUAGGGGCCCAUCUUCCCUAUCCUGGAACUCUUUGAGAGCUCGAUGGUUAUCAAGGUCACAGACCACUGGAUGGAGAAGAGCUGGUUGUUACAUUGUUGCUGCAAGUCCUCCAACAGAUGAUGCUCUAGUUGCUACAGAUCCAUUGACGAAGGAGGACCUUGUGUCUUAUCUUGCCUCUGGGUGUAAGCCAAAAGAGGCAUGGAGGAUUGGCACUGAGCAUGAGAAGUUUGGUUUUGAAUUUGGAAGUCUACGGCCUCUUAGAUAUGAUCAGAUUGCUGACUUACUCACUGGACUUGCUGAGAGGUUUGAUUGGGAUAAAGUCAUGGAAGGAGAUCAUAUUAUAGGCCUCGUACAGGGAAAGCAAAGCAUAUCAUUGGAGCCUGGUGGUCAGUUUGAGCUCAGUGGUGCUCCACUAGAAACGCUACAUCAAACUUGUGCAGAAGUCAACUCACAUCUUUAUCAGGUGAAAGCUGUAGCAGAAGACAUGGCAAUAGGUUUUCUAGGAAUAGGAUUCCAGCCAAAGUGGGGAGUGAAGGACAUCCCCAUAAUGCCCAAGGGAAGGUAUGAGAUAAUGAGGAACUACAUGCCAAGAGUUGGUACUUUGGGACUUGACAUGAUGUUCCGGACAUGCACAGUUCAGGUCAAUCUUGACUUCAUUUCAGAAUUGGAUAUGAUCAGGAAAUUUCGUGCUGGUCUUGCUUUACAACCUAUUGCAACUGCACUCUUUGCUAAUUCACCUUUCACUGAAGGAAAGCCUAAUGGCUAUCUCAGUAUGAGAAGCCAUGUUUGGUCUGAUACUGAUAACAAUCGCACAGGCAUGCUUCCAUUUGUUUUUGACGACUACUUUGGGUUUGAACGCUAUGUGGAUUAUGCUCUUGAUGUUCCUAUGUAUUUUGUCUAUCGGAAUAAGAAGUAUAUAAAUUGCAGUGGGAUGUCAUUUCGGGAUUUUAUGGCUGGUAAGCUACCUCCAAUUCCUGGAGAACUACCGACCCUCAAUGAUUGGGAGAAUCACUUAACGACAAUCUUUCCUGAAGUCCGGCUGAAGAGGUACUUGGAGAUGAGAGGUGCAGAUGGAGGCCCUUGGCGACGAUUGUGCGCAUUGCCUGCAUUUUGGGUGGGUUUGUUAUAUGAUGAGGUUGCGUUACAAACAGUAUUAGACAUGACCUAUGACUGGACAGUUGAGGAAAGACAGAUGUUAAGGACGAAGAUACCUAAGACUGGUCUGAGGACACCAUUUCGAGAUGGCUUACUGAGACAUGUUGCACAAGAUGUUGUAAAACUGGCCAAGGAAGGUUUGGAGAGAAGAGGUUACAAGGAAACUGGAUUCCUCAACGAAGUUGCCGAAGUUGUUAGAACAGGUGUGACGCCCGCAGAGAAGCUUCUAGAUUUGUAUCAUGGGAAGUGGGAAAACAGAGUCGAUCCUGUUUACGAGGAGCUCCUUUACUAGCCCUCCGCUUCCAUGGAAAUGUAGCCAUUGUUCCCUUUGUUUAUGAAUUCUCUUUUCAACCCAUCUCUCUUUCCUUUCCAAUUUCCCCUCUACGAUGCAGUUGUGCAAUUCACAUUGCAUUGUUUGUUAUAUCGUAGAACGUAUUUUCCAAAGCAACAAUGCCUUGAAUAAUUUUUUUAAAGAACGUCACGAUACACCUGCUAGCCUUUUAAAUAACAAAUAAAUUUAUAUUGAAUUUGAUUUCA